AUGAAGAUUCCUGCUCUAAUUCUGUGUCUGGUUCUCUCCGGACCUCUGUCCUCGAAAUCAGAGUGUGUCCUACAGCAACAGACGGUAGCCGGCUACAUUCAGGAGGGAGAUGUUCUCCUGGGUGGAAUAUUCCCCCUACAUCUUAGUCCAGGGACACAGCCAGAGACCUUCACCAAUCCACCGAGAUCUCAUUCCUGCCAACGGUUCAGCUUUCGUUCCUUCCGCUGGAUCCUUGCCUUUCUGUUUGCCGUGGAGGAAGUGAACAGAACUUAUGGGGUGUUGCUGAAUUUAACACUAGGGGCAGCAGUAAUGGACUCAUGUAGUGCGGCAAAAGGAGCAUUGGGGGGAGCAUCAUGGCUCCUUUCUGGAGGGUCUGGAGGACCAUUAAAUUAUCAUUGCCUAUUUCCACCAUCAAGACUGGCCGCAGUGCUGGGCGAUGCAGGUGGAGAUGCAGCUGUGAGUGUAGCCAAUAUUUUGGGACUCUACAAUUACCCACAGAUCAGUUAUUUCACACCUCCAGCUGAAUUCAUCAACAGGUUCUUCUUCCCUUCAGCGCUGAGUGUUGCCCCUAUGUUAUCUUCACAGGCAAAAGGUAUGGCUAGACUGCUCCAAGAGUUUGGCUGGUCUUGGGUGGGUGUCCUGUCCCAAGAAACCAGUUCUUCUCUAUUGCGUCAAACUUUUCUUGAAGAGAUAGAGGCUUUAAGUGCUUGUCUAGCCUUCUGGGAGAAAAUUCCUUCAGAAUCUUCACCAAAAGAUGUGAAACGGAUAUCAGAAGUUAUCAGACAAUCAAAAGCCAAUGUGGUGGUUGUCUUCUCACUGGAAGCCUAUCUAAAUCCUGUUUUGUUGGAACUUGCCCACAAUGGGGAUAAUAAAGAUAGAAUCUGGUUGACCACUGAUGCAUGGUCCACAUCUCCCCAAUUAGUAGCUUCCUCUCUCUCCAAAUUAUUAAGAGGAACUCUUGGAAUUGUUCUUCGUAAUGGGGCUGCUCCUGGAUUCAGAGAGUUUGUUUUUGGACUUCAUCCGAGUCGCUAUAAUAAUCAUGCAUUUUUUAUGGAAUUCUGGGAGGAAGCAUUCAGUUGUCAAUGGUUCAAAGAAAUGAACAACACAUCAUUGUAUCAGACUAGAGCUAUCUCUAGGUUCUCUGUCCCUUCGUCAACUUUCCCACCUGCUCCUUUAGCAUCACCAUCUUCAACAAAGUCUUUGUGUACAGGGUUGGAAGACCCAGCUACUCUACAGAUAUUUUCAGACAUAGAGGAUCUUCGAGUUACAUAUAAUGUCUAUAAGGCAGUGAUUAUGGUAGCCAAAACUCUCAAAGACAUGGCUGCUUGUAGACAAAUGGCUGGAAGCCAUUGUGUGAAAAUGCAUGAUUUUAGUCCUUGGGAGCUUUUCUUCUACCUUCGUAGAGUGAGGCUGAAAGGAAACAUUGGUGAGAAUUUAUAUUUUGACUCUCUUGGAAAUGCACCAGCCAUCUACGACUUAAUUAACUGGCAAGAGCAACUAUCAGGAGGUGCCAACUGGGUGAGGGUAGGAAGCUAUGAAAGUGGUGCUCAGUUCGGACAAGACCUAUUCAUCAACCUAAGUGCAAUACAAUGGGGAAGGCAGUUCGAUAAGAUCCCCACUUCUGUAUGCUCUAUGAAAUGUCCUCCUGGAUUUUGGAAGGCUCCACAAAUUGGUCAACCCCAUUGCUGCUUUGAUUGCAUUCCAUGUGCCACUGGAGAAAUAUCCAACCAAACCAAUGCUAUAGAUUGCAUCCUUUGCCCUGAAGAAGAGUGGCCAAAUUCUGCACAUGAAAAAUGUCUUCCCCGUGAGGUGGAAUUUCUGCACCUUUAUGAACCACUAGGAAUGUCUCUGGGAAGCACAUCUAUCUUGGGCUCCUUUUUGCCCGCCUUUGUACUUUUUCUUUUCAUCAAAAACAGAGAUACUCCUUUGGUACGUGCUAACAAUUGCACUCUUAGCUUUAUUCUUCUUGUUACUCUUACGCUGUCUUUUCUUUGCCCCCUUCUUCUUAUUGCUCCACCAGGAAAUCAGAUCUGUGUUAUUCGACAGGCUGCCUUUGGUGUCCUGUUCACUCUCUGCAUUUCCUGCCUAUUAGCCAAGACUAUUAUUGUUGUUCUAGCCUUCCGGGCCAACCAGCCAGGUGGUUGCCUUAAAGUACCUAUGGGACCACGGUGGCCCAUCUUUUUUGCCAUGUUUUUCACUUUUGUCCAGUUUGCUCUUUGUUGCUUCUUAUUCUCAGUGGACCCACCAUUUGUAGAACAUGAUGCCUUGUCUCUGUUAGGAAAAAUUAUUAUCCGAUGUAACUACGGUUUUGGUUUCUGGUUCGUGCUAGGUUACCUUGGACUUCUGUCUACCAUAUGUUUCAUUGUUGCAUUCUUAGCCAGGAAGCUACCUGGGGUUUUUAAUGAGGCUACUCAUAUAACUUUCAGCAUGUUGGUGUUCCUGAUCGUUUGGAUAAGUUUUGUUCCAACCUACCUUAGCAUCCAGGGAAAGCUGGCAGUAGCAACAGAAAUGUUUGCAAUGUUGUCAUCCAGUGCCGGCCUACUCUUCUGCAUCUUCACACCCAAGGUCUACAUUAUCCUCUUGAAGCCCCAACUCAACACCCGUGCAAUAGUUUCUGGUCAGCAGAGAAUACAAACCAUUAUUAAAGAAAGAACUCAGUCACCAUAUAGAAGAAGAUAUACUGGAGGACACUAG
This is a messenger RNA of Bufo gargarizans (Asiatic toad), 2694 nucleotides long. Its product is annotated as extracellular calcium-sensing receptor-like. Gene Ontology annotation, molecular function: G protein-coupled receptor activity. Gene Ontology annotation, cellular component: membrane. Gene Ontology annotation, biological process: G protein-coupled receptor signaling pathway. The record is from RefSeq and is a predicted model, not a curated record. The transcript is spliced from 6 exons. Bases 1 to 2694 code for a protein of 897 amino acids. NCBI's taxonomy places the organism in Eukaryota, Metazoa, Chordata, Amphibia, Anura, Bufonidae.